UAACUCUUCAUUUUUAGACUGUACAAAAUAUCUGGUCGUAACGACGUAACUAUGAAAUGGCAUUUUUCUAUUUUCUUCGUAGUUGUUUGCUUUACUCCCUUUUCUCUCUUCUUGCCUUGAAGGCAAAAGGUUUCGUAAACUCACAAUUUACGGGACAAACCUCGAGAAAGUGGCGACGGUAGGAUGCGGGUAGUGCACGAUCAAAAUCGGAGAGUGCUGGUUAUCCACGAAAGCAGUUUUUGAAACAAAGGACUUCAUCAUCAGUAGACGUGUGCACCUCAUUCGACAUACGUCUUGGCGUUUUUGUGAGCCGGCGAGAUGCCUGCGGCAAUUGUGGAUGCGGGACUUGGUGACUUCGAGACAAUUUUGAAGACAGCUGAAUUGCAGGGACCAGGUGUGCUGCUGCUUCUGUUUCUCGGUGACCGCAUUGCUUCGGUGGGCAAAAGCUGGUGUCCUGAUUGUGUGAGGGCGGAGCCUAUCAUUUACAAACUCGUGAACGAGAGUGAGAGUCCCGUGACACUGGUGCGUGUUUAUGUGGGCGAUAAGCCAACAUGGCGUACCUCUGACCAUCCUCUGCGCUGCGAUGACCGCUUCAAGCUGAAGGGUGUCCCAACCUUAAUUCGUUGGGAGAAUGGAGCAAUCUCAGGUCGUCUGGAAGAUUACGAAGCGGACAAGGAGAUGAAAAUCAAGGAGCUUCUGAAGUCAAGUGAGGUCCAGACCAAAACCAUAUAGCUGCACGAGCAGCAUUGAGCCUAUUGGAAUAGCCUUGAAUGUGGGGAUUGAUUGCUUUGUAUGAAGAUGUGAAUACUAUCUUUGAGUUUAGUGCGUCCACUGCUAUCACAAGUGAUGGUGGUCCUCCCAAUCUGCUCAACCAACGAACGCAUGGUAGAAGGGUAGAGUUGCAGAUCUACAAUAUAAUGAACUGGAGGGAUUUCUCAUGGGCUCUUUACUGAAUCAGGCACGUGCGGUAGCACUUAAACAGCUCCAAAACGUGGUGGAUAGCACAUCCAAGUGUUGACAGAGAGAUGGGACAUGAAAGGGCAGUUUGGGCAUGUUCUGUAAUAGCUUAUCAAUAAGAAUACUAGGCUAAUUGUCUUGUCAUUCACCGGAGUUGACUACACUGAGGGUUUUUAGUUCUCAAUUCCAUUGUUCACAGUUUGAAUCGGCCUUGGGAUUGCCGAGGGCUAACAGAAUGCACUAGCUGUAGAGCCUGCUGCAAAUUGUGCUGCACCUUUACAUCUUCUAGAGUUUUUGCA
Molecule: messenger RNA, 1256 nt
Organism: Physcomitrium patens
Lineage: Eukaryota; Viridiplantae; Streptophyta; Bryopsida; Funariales; Funariaceae
Product: thioredoxin-like protein Clot
Cellular component (GO): cytosol
Molecular function (GO): protein-disulfide reductase [NAD(P)H] activity
Source: RefSeq, a predicted model, not a curated record